This is a messenger RNA of Sesamum indicum (sesame), 1759 nucleotides long. RefSeq names its product anthocyanidin 3-O-glucosyltransferase 2. Gene Ontology annotation, molecular function: UDP-glucosyltransferase activity. Lineage: Eukaryota; Viridiplantae; Streptophyta; Magnoliopsida; Lamiales; Pedaliaceae. The record is from RefSeq and is a predicted model, not a curated record.
CUAGAUCUUUGGAGAUCUGGUAGUCCUUAUAUAUCAAGACAAUGAGGAAGCUUUCCCUCAGGAUCCUUCCCCUCCAAUUUUCCUUGACUAGAGUAACCAGAAAUGUCUGAAGCCAAACAAUUAGCCAGCCUAGUGUUCACUCCUUUGCCUGUAAUAAGCCACCUGACAGGAACAAUAAAGUUGGCAAAGCUCCUCGCCGAUCGAGAUGAGUGCCUCUCGAUCACAAUACUCAUCAUGAAGCUGCCAAUGGAAUCCAAGAUCAGUUCCUACAUCAAGAACCAGCCUCACUCCCGAGUAAACUUCGUGGAACUGCCCAAAGGAGAACCCGUCUCUACAGAUAGUACGAGAUCUCCCGAGUACUUCGUGGCUCGAUUCAUCGAAAGUCAGAAGGACCUUGUCAGGGACGCUGUGGCUGACAUGAUAAAGAGUUCUAGUUCGUGUAAGAUUGUUGGAUUCGUGAUCGAUAUGAUGUGCACAUCCCUGAUUGACGUCGCCAACGGGUUUGGCAUCCCGAGUUACGUUUUCGUCACUUUUGGCGCGGCAGCGUUGGGGCUGAUGCUCCAUCUCCAGAGUCUUAGAGAUGACCAUAAUGUGGACCUGACGGAGUACAAGGAUUCAGAUGCUGAGAUAUCUGUACCAACACACCUUAAGCCUGUUCCUGCUGCUGUAUGGCCUUCUUCUGUUUUUUUCAAGGAAAGUGAUCACCUUGAUUUUGUCAAACGGUACAGAGAGGCUAAAGCACUUAUUUUGAACACGUUUCUUGAAUUCGAACCCCACCAAAUUAGGUCACUUUCCAAUGAUGAAAAAGUUCCACCAAUUUACCCCGUGGGACCAAUACUUCAACAAGACGGAGACCAAACUGAUUGGGAAAAGCAAAACAAUAAGGAAAUCUUUGAGUGGCUCGACAGGCAACCUGAUUCAUCCGUUGUGUUUAUUUGCUUUGGUAUUCAAGGAUUUCUUGGUGGGGAUCAGGUGAAGGAGAUUGCUUUGGCCCUGGAAAACAGUGGACAUCGGUUUUUGUGGUCCCUGAGGAAGCCACCGCCGAAAGAAAAGAUUGAGUUUCCAGGAGAGUAUGAAAAUCCUGAAGAAGUGUUACCACAAGGAUUCUUGGACCGAACGGUAGGAAUUGGGAAGGUGAUAGGAUGGGCGCCUCAAAUGGCAGUGCUAUCUCACUCAGCGGUGGGAGGAUUUGUGUCACAUGGUGGAUGGAAUUCAAUGCUGGAAAGCGUGUGGUAUGGGGUACCGAUGGCCUUGUGGCCACUAGGUGCAGAGCAACAAGCCAAUGCGUUCCUAUUAGUCAAGGAAUUUGAAAUGGCAGUUGAAAUUAAGAUGGACUACAGGAAGGAGAGUGAUGUCAUUGUGGGUGCAGAGACGAUAGAAAAGGCAAUCAAGCAGCUGAUGGACCCGGAGAAUGAGAUCCGAGUUAAGAUGAGAGCACUAAAAGAAAAGAGCAGAAUGGCGCUAGUGGAAGGUGGGUCCUCGAGCAAUUACAUGAAACGUUUCAUUGAGAAUGUCAUGGAUAACAUUUCUUAAAAAUGCUAUAGAAAUUAGCUUUAAACACAGUUCUAAAUUAUUCGAAUCGAGUCAAGCAUAUCAAUUUUAAGUCCGUGUUUAAAUUAUUAUCGAGUUUCAAAAUUUGAAUUUAAAUUUGGUUUGCUUUUCAAUGUAAUCGAGCUCAAACGAGCAUUCGUCGGAUCAAACAUCAAUUGAGCUCGAGUUAUUUGAUAUAUUUAAGUACAUUUUAUUGUUUUCGCAUUAA